AAGUUGUUGAAGUGUUUGAACGAAACGGUAAUAAAAUGCAAUCAUUUAUGGAUUGAAGACUCGUUUCCAACGAUAAUCCCUUUCAUUGUAUUUUUCAAACAAAAAGUCAUUUCAUUUAACGAUUUAAUUGUUUUGCAAAAAGCAUUUCAUUUUGAAUUCAUUUCGCAAACAAUUACUAAAUUGUAAUCAAAAAUGAGUGAAGAGUUUGGGACUAAUAGUGAGGACAUGUUUUUGGAUGAAAUGCUUGAUUUCGAGCAAAACUAUGAAAACAAUGGCAUCGAUGGCGCGGCCGCUGACGAGGCGAUGCCCUUUGGAUUCAAUAGCCUUUUAACGGAUCCGUUGAAAGUAACCCGAAGUAAACUAGACUUCAGUAACUGCUCGCAAACGCCCCGAAACUCAUUCGCCUCUAAUAACGACCGGAAGCGCAAAAACCCCCGAAGAUGUCUAUCGGAAAUGCUCGACAACUCUUCGCACUUCACGUCUCCGGAGGCCAACACAACCGCCUCUGUGUUUGGACACAAAGACAUGUCUAUCGACGAGCAGUUCUCUUCUCCUCCAUUCACUCUUUACACCCGAAUGAAAGAGCAGUCUUCGGCUGACAAUACCGAGAAUGACUCACUGGUGGCCAAUACGUCGAUGUCAUCGGUCUGUUCGCCGAUGUUCUCAACGUCUGAAUUGAAUCCCAUUAAGAGACCGAAUGCCUCGAAAAUUCGUAAAAGUAAUUCAUUGGUGUCUUCGACACAAAAGAGGACACCAUUGAUGAGAUGGCAUUCGGCUAAUGAGGCCAUUAUUAAGAGAGCCGUUCAGAUCUCAUGCUCCGAUCCCUCACUGAUCGGUGAUUUCAGUAAAUCCUAUGUUUUGCCUCUAAUUCAUGGCAAACAUCAAGACUUAAAGUCUAUAUCAGUUGAUGUAUUGUCACAAGUUUUGGACGGCUUUUACACUGAAGUGAUAGCCGAGUGCACUGUCGUUGACUGCAGAUAUCCGUACGAAUACAACGGCGGACACAUAAGAGGGGCCAAAAAUCUGUACACACAGGAGGCUAUUCUCAGUGAAUUCCUCUUAAACAAGACAUUAGGCACUCAACCGACUGAUGAAAAUGAGAUGAAACGGAAUAUUCUUGUAUUCCAUUGCGAAUUCUCAUCAGAACGCGGACCAACUUUAUCUCGCUUUUUACGUAAUAACGAUCGCUCGCGUAAUAAGGACUUAUACCCCCGUCUCCAUCACCCGGAGAUCUAUUUACUUGAGGGCGGAUACAAAGCAUUCUUCGAGAAACAUCCCAAUCUGUGCGAACCGUCGGAUUACCUGCCGAUGCACUCCAAAGAUCACGAGAACGAGUUGAGACGAUUUCGGGCGAUUGUGCGGAGUCUGAGCUGUGACGGCAAGACUAGUGUCAGCUCUGUGUUGAAGUCUUCGACUUUGACUCGAGAUUAUUGACGUUUAGACCUAAUUUUGGAAAACAAUUCUCAUAUUUUAACACUUAUU
Molecule: messenger RNA, 1482 nt
Organism: Medioppia subpectinata
Lineage: Eukaryota; Metazoa; Arthropoda; Arachnida; Sarcoptiformes; Oppiidae
Source: the annotation of a GenBank genome assembly